ACCUUUACCCUAAAAAGGCGUGGUUUCUAGUCUUGCUUAUUUUAUUUCAGAGGCCCUAGCUAGCUCUAGCUCUCUCGACUCAUCUGAUCUGCUCAUUCUCUUUUACUGUGCUUUUAACAGCUUACUGGUUCAGUAUGUCUGAUCGUAAAGCUGUCAACAAGUACUACCCUCCAGAAUGGACCCCAGACAAGGGCUCCAUCAACAAGUUCCGAGGGUCCCACCCUCUCAGGGACAGAGCCAGGAAACUGGACCAAGGAAUCAUGAUAAUCAGGUUUGAGCUCCCUUUCAACGUGUGGUGUGGUGGGUGUGGGGAGCACCUGGGUAUGGGGGUGCGGUUCAACGCUGAGAAGACACAAGUGGGCAAGUACUACAGCACACCCAUCUUCAAGUUCAGAAUGAAGUGCCAUCUCUGUCAAAGCCACUUUGAAAUACAGACCGACCCUCAGAACUUCGACUAUGUGGUGGUGAAAGGUGCCUCAAGGAAGAAUGAACGAUGGGAGCACACUGAAGGGGAGACAAUGGCGAUAGAGGGCAAGUUAGAGACGGAGAAGUUGGCCUCUGAUCCAAUGUACCGCCUGGAACACAAUGUCGAGGAUAAGAAGAAAUCAGACGACGCAGCUCCUAGGAUUUCCAAAAUUAUGGAGAUGCAUGAAGACAGACUGGAUGAUUUCACACUCAACCAACAGCUGAGAAAGACAUUCAGAACAGAGAAGCAUCGAUUGAAAGAAAAAGCUUUGGAAGAGGAGAAACUUCAAAUAAAGGCCUCAAUCUCAGUACCCCUUGUGGAGGAGCAUAGUGACGAUGUACAGCUGGCACAGAAGACAGCAUUCACAGCCAAAUCAUCAGUAGGAGACAAAAAGAGAAAAAGACUCGAAAUACGUACGCAAUCAGUUUUCAGUGGUUCCAGCUCCUCCAAGAAAGUAAAUAAAACUGGAUCUACGAGCUCCUCACAAGCUAAGAUGGCACUGCUCAAGGCCUGUACUUCAGGCAGCAAGAGGAGUGGUGGUGGUGGUGGUGGUGGUGGUGGAGGAGGUGUGAGGGGUCUCAGGAACUCUUUAGGAAUUAGACCAAGAACACAAACUUUGUGACAGUGUGUGUGUGUGUGUGUUAUGUAUUCCUGUUACAAUAUUAUUGUUCUCAGUAUAAUUAUAUAAAAAUUUACGUGUACAUUAUACUUACCUAUUCAAUCCACGAUUUUU
Molecule: messenger RNA, 1199 nt
Organism: Halichondria panicea
Lineage: Eukaryota; Metazoa; Porifera; Demospongiae; Suberitida; Halichondriidae
Product: probable splicing factor YJU2B
Exons: 7
Coding region: 135-1088 (317 amino acids)
Biological process (GO): mRNA splicing, via spliceosome
Cellular component (GO): U2-type spliceosomal complex; post-mRNA release spliceosomal complex
Source: RefSeq, a predicted model, not a curated record